CGAAGAUACGUCGCCGUGUACGCGCUCGGAACGUUCGGAGAUUGGAUCCAAGGGGCGUACCUGUACGCCGCCUACCGCCGACACGGACUGGUGAAACGAGAGAUAGGAUACAUAUACGUGCUCGGGUACGUCGUGAGCGCGACGAUCGGGACGACGUGCGCCGCGCUCGGGGACACGCGCGGGCACCGAGCGCUCGCGGUGGCGUACGGGACGCUGUACGCGGCGAGCUGUUUGUUGCUGCGGUCGAGCGCGAUGACGACGCUGAUCGCGAGCCGGAUACUCGGGGGGAUUGCGUAUUCGUUGUUGUUUACAAACUUUGAGUCGUGGGUGAUCACGGAGGCGGACGCGAUGGGGAUCGAUAGGAAAAAGUUGGCGGGAGUGUUUAGCGUGGCGACGUUGUUCAACGGGGCGAGCGCGGUGCUGGCGGGAUUGGUGGGGAAUUUUGUCGUUGAAUUCGCUGAAUCGAGCCAGUUCUCGUGGAUUGGAAUGGACGAGGUUAGGCUCGAGAUGGGGGCGGAGGCGGAUACGUCAGGAAGCGUGGUGAUGAUGUCGAAGAACGUCAUCUCUAGUGCGGUGAGAAUGAUUAUGAGCUCGGUGGAGUUGUUUCGCCUCGGUGCGGCGAAUUCUCUCUACGAAGGCGCGUUGCAUCUCUUUGUCUUCGUAUGGACGCCAGUUCUAGAGAAAAGGUCGGCGAUAGACGCCACGGUGCCAUACGGAUCCGUGUUCAGCGCGUUCAUGGUGUGUAAAAUGUUCGGAAGCCAGGCGUUCAAGGUGCUGGAGGCUAGGAUUCCCGCCGAGAAUCUUCUGCGGAUGGUUCUCGUGGGCUCCGCCGUCAGCUUUUCCAUCGCCGUGUUGUUCACGGGGUAUUGGGUCACACUCGCCGCGUUUUGCGCGUUUGAGUUCGGUUUGGGGAUUUAUUGGCCCGUGAUGUCCAUACUACGGGCAAAGUACGUGCCGAACAAGAUGCGAGCGACCAUGACGAGCGCUUUCCGGAUCCCGCUCAACAUCUUGGUCGUCGCGUUGUUG
Ostreococcus lucimarinus CCE9901 is the source of this 1026-nucleotide messenger RNA. RefSeq lists its product with no specific name. The transcript is spliced from 2 exons. Gene Ontology annotation, cellular component: membrane. Gene Ontology annotation, biological process: molybdate ion transport. Gene Ontology annotation, molecular function: molybdate ion transmembrane transporter activity. The record is from RefSeq and is a predicted model, not a curated record. The annotation marks the transcript as partial. NCBI's taxonomy places the organism in Eukaryota, Viridiplantae, Chlorophyta, Mamiellophyceae, Mamiellales, Bathycoccaceae.